Messenger RNA from Monosiga brevicollis MX1, 2109 nucleotides. RefSeq lists its product as uncharacterized. The transcript is spliced from 12 exons. The record is from RefSeq and is a predicted model, not a curated record. Gene Ontology annotation, molecular function: structural constituent of nuclear pore. Gene Ontology annotation, biological process: protein localization to nuclear inner membrane; nuclear pore organization; NLS-bearing protein import into nucleus. Bases 222 to 2015 code for a protein of 597 amino acids. NCBI's taxonomy places the organism in Eukaryota, Choanoflagellata, Craspedida, Salpingoecidae. Gene Ontology annotation, cellular component: nuclear pore central transport channel; nuclear pore.
CGAGUGUUCGAGGCGCACUUGUCGCUGGUCGGGGCUGGUACGAGUGCAAGUGUGGGACGGCGGGUGUGCGAGCGUCUUUGCCUGGGGUUGAGUGGAGGGUGUAGGGUCGUGCGUCUUGGGGCGGAGCACCACAGUCAUCCGGUUGUUUCGGUGUGAACCUGAGCAGUAGGCGGGGUCGUGCUGGUGGCAAUUACGAUUUUGGUGAGUUCGAGGUUGUCGUCAUGAGCACCGGCUUUGGUUCGGCCCCAGCGACGGGCUUUGGUUCGGCCCCAGCGACGGGCUUUGGCACGGCUGGAAGCAUGCAGGCUACACGCGCUGCAACCACGUUUGGAGCGCCGGCGGCCACGAGCACCGCAGGUACCACCGGCUUUGGCGCAAAACGCUCGCCGGCCGUGGGCUUUGGUACACCGGGGUCGGCCCCGGCCACGGGCUUUGGCACGACCACCGGAUUUGGCACGCCUGGCGCCGCCACAACCACGGGGUUUGGUGCAACCAGCACCUCAACUGCAGGGUUUGGCAAGCCUGCCACUGGCUUUGGCUCCACGGCCACGUCGGGCUUUGGCGUGGGUGGCUUUGGUCAGCAGCAGCAGCAGCAGGCUCAGCAACAGCCACAGCCGCAGGGUCCGCAACGCUACAUCCCGGCCGAGUAUCACGUCCAGCGACACGGCGAUGCCCGCGAUGACACAAUCAAGCGAUUCAAUCACAUGCAGGCCAUGUGGGGCCACGGAACCUUUUUCCUGUCCACAGGCCAGCCCAACCAGGCAGAUACUGCCAAGGUGCCCAAGGAAUCGAGUUAUAAUGCUUUCAAGACUGUGGCCUACAACCUUUUGCCACGCCAGGGCGACCGAGAGGGCCGCAUUGGCAUUAUCAUCAAUGGCAGCUACGAUGAAAUCAAGGAGAACGUAAAAGCCAUCGAAUCCCAUCUUCAGAACAAGGUUUUGAAGCAACUACUCAAGCCGUUGCAAGAGGUCUACGUCGAUUCGGUGCGCAUGACCCAGGAGGGCAAGGUGGAGCUGAUUUUCCAAGUACUGGAUCGCACAAAAAAGCCUCUGCGCGCAAGCAAGAUUGAUGAGUUUUUGGCCGAGGCUUACAAGGCUGGCGCCUCGGCCACCGGCGCGACCACCUCUGGGCUGGGUGGCUUUGGUAAGCCGACCACGGGGUUUGGCAAGCCAACGACAGGCUUUGGUGGCGGUGGGUUCGGCUCUACUGCCAAAACCGGCUUUGGCACCAGCACAUUGGGAGGCACGACCGCAGCUGGUGCAGGUGGUGCCAAGCCGCAUCACAAGGAUAUUCAGGAGGGCCUGCAGAGCUUGGGAUGUGAAACCAAGUACAAUGCUCAAGCCCAGCGCUUUGACGUCAAGGGUUUUUAUCCAGUUGUUGAGCGCACACGCGAGCAGGUGCUAGAUGCACUGAAGCGGCCCGACGGGAUCCCAUCUGAGCUCUGGGCAUAUGCGCGCAAGGCCAAUCCUGAUCCGGAGCGCUACUUCCCCGUUCCCAUCUUUGGAUUUGACGGCCUGGCGCGGCGCAGCCAAAUUCAGGACGAGGAGCUUAGUUAUCAUCGCGAACGUUUGACGGGCGAUUUUGAUGAGAGCAUUCAAAGCAGCUUGCAUCAAGUUGUGAGCCGUCAGGACUUGCUCAAGGGCAAGAUUGACGAACUGCAGCACAAUGCCGUGGCCAUUGGUUCGCGCAUCUUGCGGCUGAUGCGUUUUGCUGCCCGUGAGGACCGCCGCAUGACUUUGCAAGAUCUCAACACCAUUGGCAACCGCUUGGGCGCCAUGACGCGGCAAAUCGACGAAUUGCAGCAGGGUCGCGUCAGCGAACUCAAGGCCAAAUUGGAACUGUCACCGCUGCGGUCGACUAGCACUGCACAUGCCAGCUUGCCCACAGCGACCAUCAAGCACAUUAUGAAUCACUUACAGUUGCAGCAGCGAGGCAUCGAUGCCCUUUUGCAGACGCUGCAGGAGAGCGGCGAAAAGAUUCAAAUCAUGCGUGAAGGCUACAGCCGCCUAGCGUAGAGACUUCCUGACGUCCUCUAUCUGCUUCCUUGCUCGGGCCUCUCCGCCAAGACACAUGCAUGGGGCCAGCCAUCAAUCGAGACAAAGAGACUUU